AGGGAAUAAAAGGGCCAUUUUAAAAAUAGAAGGCUCAAAAAAGUGGUUCAAUCAAUGACGAAAGUACGCUAUCACCGGAAUGGUUACAUCAAUCAGCUGAGCCACACAGUACAAUAGUUUUGACAUUUUCAACAGGGAGGUUAGACGUCGGGUAGGGCAAAUGUCAUGUUUAGGCUUGCAGCUAAAUUUUUCGUGAGAUCGUCAGGAAACGUUUUCAGUCAUGAAAGGAACCGACUCCGAUUGCGGAACCGGACCGUCAGAAACCACGGCUCGAGGCGGUUGGAGGCGUUCCUGCCGAGCGGCUACUUCGAGUCCGAACCGAAUAACGAGUCCGACUGCAGGCGGAGGAGGUUCGCAGAUGUGAUGCUCGUCUCGGGGAUCUUCUCCUUCUUGAACAAGAGAGAAGAACCGGAUGGAGAAUCCGAGCUCAUAACGACAAUCAAACGCGCCGUACUUCUUAUACAGAGGGACGAGUUUAAACCCGCAGAACAGAUGCUCCAUGUUGCACUGAAGUUGGCCCAAGAACAGCAGAAUGCUGAUGGAAUCACGUACAUUUACGAUCUUCUAGCCAAUCUUGCUUUUGCUCAGGGACAGUUUUCUAAAGCAGAAAAAUUAUUUAUCCAGGUAAUGCAAAGAAUAAUAGCUGCAGGAUCCAAAGAGGACGAUUUGAAGCUGUUACAUAUGAGCCUCAAACUUGCAAAAAUUUUUGAAGAAAAGAAACAAUUUGUAGAGGCAGAAGAAGGAUAUAAAUAUUGCUUAAAAAACCUCGGUGAAAAAGUUGACCAAGGUACAGAUGAAGAUACUCUUCUUCUUUGGGCAAUGACAUUAGAUUGGUAUGCCAGAUUUCUUCUUGAUAGGGAAAGAUUUAGCGAAGCUUUAAAUUAUUUUAAUCAAGCUUAUCAAAUGUCAUUAAAAGUAAAUGGCGAAGUGCAUGAACAAACAGUUGUUCUUUUGAACGACUUGGGAACCAUCAGCUAUCUCAUUGGCGAUGCCGACUCGGCCAUGACGUUUCUAACGAAAGCAGUUGAAAUUGGAAAACAUUUACCUAACAUGUGGGACCUGUCAAGUGUAUACAUAAACUUGGGAAACAUAUACAUGCAGAAAAAAAUGUUUGAAGAAGCGAAGAAACAUUGUAAAGAAGGUUGGCAAAAUGCGACGAGACAUAACAACCAGGAAGGUGUAAACGAGGCAAACGUCUGCCUCCAACAGCUGUCUCAUAUGAUCAAGUAGUAGCAUUUUACGCGUCCACAAUAAAUACAUACUAUCUUUAAUCGUUGGUUUAAUUGAUCUUAAUGAACAAACUGGUGCUACUUUUUAUUGUUAAGUUAGACUAAAAGUCACGGUUGUAUCCUUCUUACUAGUAAAGUUACUAAUAAUAAUAUUUUAGUCAUGGAUAUUUUACAAAUCCAUUAAGUCAUAAACAAUUAGUAGUUUGUUGUCAAAUUUAGUUAUUGAUUUUUCUAGUAUCCAAUGUGGAUAAAUGGGAUAACUUGUCACUUUUGAAUACUGUGAUUCUUCAUAUUCAUGACCAGCUUGUUUCUAUUUUAAAAUCUCGAUUUUUCCUUAACCCUGCAGUAGGUGUGUAUAUAAAAACUACAGAAGUUUUUUUUUAAAAUAUUAUAUCAUCAUAGGAACAAAUAGAAUGAAAAAUAUGAGCAUAAACAUUUAUAAUAUGAAACACUAGUAAUUACGACUAAUUAAAUACUCAUUUAAAUAAACGACAAAUUUAUUUUUUAAAGAUAUUUUAAAAAUGGAACAAAAAAAAGACUAUUUGUAACUUUUCGAUCUUCUUCAAUAUUUUAUUCAGUCUUCCUGAUUAGCAUAGUCUUUAUCGCAAAGUUAUUGGCGUUUGCAUACAAAUGUCAUACGUUCUGAGCUUGUUAUGUCGUUUUGUCAUUUUUACAAUUUUCACAUUUAUGACAUGGCCCAACAGUAUGAUUUUGAGUUGGUCUUCCAAUUUGGAGAUCACUAUAAAGAAAAGAUAGGCAGAUCUUUUGGAAGAUUUUUUUAUACUGGCUCUCUCCUGUAUCUGAUUUUCAGCAAACUGUAAUAAAUAAUAAUAAAUUAUUUAAAAUUAUCUUCUUAGGGCUGAAUCUGAAAGGUUAUUGCUUUGAAAAAUUGCAUGAGCAUUGAUUUCAAUGUUAAGCAUUCUAAAAAAAAAUUAAAGCGGCAAAUUAAUUUUUGUUUUUGUUUUAAAUGAGGGUAUUUCAACUAUGAGAACUGUGAAGUUAACUGCUAAAUUUGAAUCCAGGACCUUUACCUGAUGGUGACCUUUACAGUGAUGAGCGCUAUAGUAAUGCCUAAACCGUUAUGGCCACUGACACUCCCACUUGUAUUGUUGUGUCGUGUUUUACUGUGUGUCCAAGUACCCAUUUAAAAAGAUGUGUACAAUUUAUGAAUUUUAUAAGAAUCUAGAAUUGUAGAAACAAAUCACAUUAUACAUACAAUCAACAUUCAGUUCUGACCUAGGUGAAUUUCUUAAACAUGGGAUUGAACUUUGAAACAAUAAUUAUUGUAUACUGGAACGUAUUGUAUUGAUGUGAUUGAUAUUAGCCUUAAA
Molecule: messenger RNA, 2560 nt
Organism: Cimex lectularius (bed bug)
Lineage: Eukaryota; Metazoa; Arthropoda; Insecta; Hemiptera; Cimicidae
Gene: Ttc19
Product: tetratricopeptide repeat protein 19 homolog, mitochondrial
Exons: 5
Coding region: 166-1230 (354 amino acids)
Biological process (GO): mitochondrial respiratory chain complex III assembly
Cellular component (GO): mitochondrial inner membrane
Molecular function (GO): protein binding
Source: RefSeq, a predicted model, not a curated record